UAUGUUUCUGGCCUAUCUAAGGCAGCACAGUAUCUGAAAAAGGCUUUCCUGUAUUGCUCCUUCCUCAACAGUGGCUUCCGUGUCUACAACGACUGGGUCCGCUUCGUGUUCGCCUCUGAGUCGGAGACAGAUCGCUCCAAGUGGAUGAAUAAACUAGGCCUGGCCGCGAUCGGCCUCUCCUCCUCCGUGCAGACGGCUCGCAUCGGCGGCUUUCAUCCCGGUUACCUGACUCGCGGACAGCCUGGGCUCAGCAACCCGUCCCCGGCCAGUCCCUUUUCCGCUUCUCCUUUGCCAACCAGUAUUGCCAGCUCCUCCGUAGUAACCUCACCGACGACCAACUUUGCCCACUCGGCCGUUGUCUCGACGUCUGCCACUUUGAGUUUUGGAUCCAAAUCGCGUCCGACAUUGUCACUCUCGGCUUCGCCCAGUCCCUCGGCACCGGCCAGCCAGAAAGGAUUUCCUUCUGUCGGUGAGACCGACGCAGAAGCCAAAGGUACAUUUCCAUCAACAGGACUCUCGUCUCCUUCUACUCCGUUUGGCCCUGCCUCCGUCAUCAAGUCUACCGGCACCGCCUCCACAGAACUCGGUCUCUCUGUUGUGGCCGCCAAGCUCUUCGGACAAGCGGCAUCUCUUCUUCAACCAAUCGCUUCGUCCUCUCUUCUCUCCGGUAUGCUCACCUCCGCCAAUUCUGCAUCCUCCAGCAAAUCUGCACCCUGCCCAGCCAUCCCAUCUUCACUGUCUGUGCCCGACACAACAUCCUCUGCCAGCCACUCGCCUCUCUCUGGCAGCGACGGCUCACACGAAUCUUCUCAUUGUCCGGUCACAGUAUCUGCUGAAUCCUCUGGUAGAGGUUCUAUAGGCAACCAAAGUUCUCUCACGUACCCUACGCCUGGCAACCGGUGGCGACCUGGCGCCUCCUCCAUAGGCCCUAUUGGUUCGACGCUGUUUAUCACUCACCGAUCGUCAGUCCUGCAGCCAGCCGAUGACGCCUUGAUAAACUUCGACCAGACAAAGCCUAUUGCCGAAAAGCAGGCAGCUGUAUCCAGAGGCAAUGCCCGCCACCUUGCUGUAUCUGAGUGCUACACCGAGAGCGACUGCUCCGACGACAUGGAAGGCGCUCAGAGUGCGAACUUGGAUGAAGACUAUACAACGGGUGAAUGGACUCUUGUUUUAUUCAUGCCAAUAUCCAUCGACGAUGUGUCCGCCGGGGAACCAGAGGAUUCAUCGUCCACCCGCUGGAGCCUGUCGACGCGUGCCGGCCGGUUAAGUGUACCGUCAGCGGCCCCGGUUGCUUCGAACAGCACCACCAUCACUUCUUCUCCGCCGUCGGGCUUUCUGCGACGGAUGCUAGUUGGUAAUGCCGCAAAGCAGGUGACGCUCACCGCCCACUCGGGCCUUGUUUCUCCCAUGAAUGUGACAGAGACCUCCGCCAGUCCUCGAUUGGGUCGCCGAGGCGUGGGUAAAGAGAGUCUGAGCACCGGAAACCUGAGUCAGUUGGAAGAAAUUGAAUCCAGAUCAAGAGGCAUAGACUGUUCCCCGAUCUGCUCAUGGGGUCGUCGAAGCCCCGGGGGGCCCAGUCUCACGCGCCAGAGACCUGUGGUAGUUCGCCGGCGCACCCCCGUCGAAAUCAACCCUUCGCUUUUUCUAGGGCUUGCCUCACCACCCCCCAUCAGUGCCACUUUUGUCUACCCCUCCUCUCAGAUGGGCUCUGGAAGCCCGAUUGUCAAGGUUCCAACGGCAUCCCCACGAUGA
Molecule: messenger RNA, 1752 nt
Organism: Protopolystoma xenopodis
Lineage: Eukaryota; Metazoa; Platyhelminthes; Monogenea; Polystomatidea; Polystomatidae
Source: the annotation of a GenBank genome assembly